Schizosaccharomyces japonicus yFS275 is the source of this 713-nucleotide messenger RNA. RefSeq names its product 60S ribosomal protein L16. The coding region runs from base 84 to 677 and encodes 197 amino acids. The transcript has 2 exons. The record is from RefSeq and is a predicted model, not a curated record. Gene Ontology annotation, biological process: translation. Gene Ontology annotation, molecular function: structural constituent of ribosome. NCBI's taxonomy places the organism in Eukaryota, Fungi, Ascomycota, Schizosaccharomycetes, Schizosaccharomycetales, Schizosaccharomycetaceae. Gene Ontology annotation, cellular component: ribosome; large ribosomal subunit; cytoplasm.
CUUCGUUCGGAUUCGUUAGAGGGAGCAGUCACAGUUUCGGUCAACACAAUUCUGCCAAACGCUUCCUCCUUCUCCAGCACACAAUGUCGGAAUUCCAAAAGGUCGUUGUGAUUGACGCAAAGGGACACCUUCUUGGUCGCUUGGCCUCUGUUGUCGCCAAGCAACUCUUGAACGGUCAAAAGGUCGUCGUCGUUCGUUGCGAGGAGUUGAACAUCUCUGGUCACUUUUUCCGUAACAAGCUCAAGUACCUUGCUUACUUGCGUAAGGCCUGCCGUUACAACCCUACCCGUGGUGCAUUCCACUUCCGUGCUCCCUCUCGCAUCUUCCAAAAGGCUGUCCGUGGUAUGAUCCCUCACAAGACUGCCCGUGGCCAAGCUGCCAUGGAGCGUCUCCAAGCUGUUGAGGGUAUCCCCGCUCCCUUUGACAAGCAAAAGCGUGUCGUCGUCCCUGCGGCUCUUCGUGUUUUGCGUCUCAAGCCCGGUCGCAAGUACUGCACUGUCGGCCGUCUCUCUGCUGAGGUCGGCUGGAAGUACCAAGACGUUGUUGCCAAGUUGGAGGAGCGCAGAAAGGUCAAGAGUGCUGCUUUCUACCAAGCCAAGCUUACCAAGCAAAAGAAGUUCUCUGCUGCCAAGGCUGCCUCCUCUGUCAACGAGAAGCUUGCUCAAUUUGGUUACUAGGUGGUAAAUACGACACAAUGAGAGCAAUACUGACCA